Molecule: messenger RNA, 294 nt
Organism: Cordyceps militaris CM01
Lineage: Eukaryota; Fungi; Ascomycota; Sordariomycetes; Hypocreales; Cordycipitaceae
Product: ubiquitin-like modifier SUMO, putative
Exons: 2
Coding region: 1-294 (97 amino acids)
Biological process (GO): protein sumoylation
Cellular component (GO): nucleus; septin ring
Molecular function (GO): protein tag activity; ubiquitin-like protein ligase binding
Source: RefSeq, a predicted model, not a curated record
AUGUCUGACGAUAAUGGCGGUCUUCCCAGCGAUGCCCCUCCUGCCGGUUCGGAGCAUCUGAACAUCAAGGUCACAGACAACAACAACGAGGUCUUUUUCAAGAUCAAGCGCACCACAAAGCUGGAAAAGUUGAUGACCGCGUUUUGUGAACGCCAGGGCAGGUCCAUGACGGCGGUGCGAUUCCUAUUCGAUGGCACGCGAGUCCAGCCUACCGACACGCCUGACAAUCUCGAAAUGGCGGACGGCGACACGCUCGAGGUUCAUCAGGAGCAGGUUGGCGGCGGUCCCUUCUAG